This is a messenger RNA of Arachis ipaensis, 2262 nucleotides long. Its product is annotated as sodium/calcium exchanger NCL1-like. The record is from RefSeq and is a predicted model, not a curated record. Gene Ontology annotation, cellular component: membrane. Gene Ontology annotation, molecular function: calcium ion binding; calcium:proton antiporter activity. NCBI's taxonomy places the organism in Eukaryota, Viridiplantae, Streptophyta, Magnoliopsida, Fabales, Fabaceae. Gene Ontology annotation, biological process: calcium ion transmembrane transport; intracellular calcium ion homeostasis.
AAAUGAGAAGCAUUAUUUCAAAAGUUGUUCUUAUUAUUUUCGUAACUGUAACACUUGAUCAUCAUGUUGUCGAAUGCCGCACUCUUAACACUAAUAACAAUAAUCCCUCUGAUGAGUUAUUAUUGGUCUCUGAUGGAAUUCUUGAUCAUCAUGUUCAUCCUCAACAUGCAAACUCUAAUUACUUACACCUCAAAGACCAACAAUUUGAGGCUUCUGUUGUUGAGCCUCCUCCUUUAGGGAAGUACUGCAAACAAAUGUAUGGAUUCUUGCCAUGUUCCAACAACAUUUUUGGCCACUUGUUCCUGAUAUUGGUGUAUGAGUACUUGUUGUUCCAUGGUGAAUCAUACUUGGCUGCUGGUGGUGAACAAAUCUUCAAGAUUCUUGGACCUGGUGUCUUUGGUGCUAGUGCCUUUGAUAUCCUUGGUGCACUUCCCGAGUCCUUGAUUCUUCUUGUGACUGGGCUUUCAAGUGAUAAGGAGAGUGCACAAGAGUAUGCUUCAACUGGAGUUGGUUUGUUGGCUGGUUCCUCCAUUUUGCUUCUCACUCUUGUGUGGGGAACCUGUGUCAUCAUUGGAAAGCAAAAGUUGAAGAAUGACUUUGAUGGAACAAUUUCAACAACGGGAAAGAUAAAAAAUUCAUUGACUGGUUAUGGAAUCACUAUGGACGUAGAGACUAGAAAGAUGGCAAGAAUCAUGACGUUAUCAGUAAUUCCACUCUUCAUAAUGCAGAUUCCCAACUUGUUCCCCACCUCAUCAUCAUCAUCACCACACUAUGUGACCUUGAUAGUUUCUCUUACCAUAGCUAUCAUCUUUCUGAUCUCAUACUUCAUUUACCAGAUAUUCAAGCCUCAUAUAGAGAAAACAAGAUUAGAGUACAUCAAACAUGAUGAUCUAAUAUUAAGGAUUUUGGAACGCGUCGAGAAGCAAACUCUACAAAAGAUUCUGAACGAGGAUGGCACUCCCAAUGUAACUGCCAUAAGUGGGCUAUACCAUGAAAUUAGUCAACAAGGGGGCAAGGAUUUAUCAGCAUUAGAAGUAAAAGACUUACUGCUCAAGAAAAAAUUAACAGACACAAACAUCAAAGAAGAACAGAUAGCAAACUUGAUGAAGAUUUUUGACAAAAAUGGUGACCAAAUUAUAACCAAGGAAGAAUUUGUGAGUGGCUUGACAGAAUUCAUUAACCAAAUAAAACAUGCUUUGGAUAGACAAUACCUCCCAAAAGAAUCACUCAACAAAAUGUAUCAGACAUUUAUCAAGCCAUGCAUUGAACAUGUGAGAAAGGAAAGAGAAUUAAAGGAACAUCUUAUAACAAAAGUCUUAAAGCAUGUUCAGAAUGAUGUGGUUGGCAGACUCAUAAAUGAUGAAGGCACAGCUGAUAAAGCUGCUAUCAGAAGCCUAUUUGAGGAAGUUGAUUGCAAUGGGGAUAACCAUGUUUCGAGAUCUGAGUUGGAAAGAAUGGUGAGGAACAUUCACUUUUGUCACGUGGUGAACGUGAAGGAGGCGGUUACAAAACUAGUCCAAGAUCUUGAUGUUAAUAGAGACAAUGAAAUCAGUGAGGAGGAAUUUGUUGAUGGUUUUACAAAAUGGAUAAACUCCAAUUCCAGCCAAACUGCUCACUCAAAAUCUUCAUCUCAUGGAACUCAUCAAAUCUGGGAAGAUGUUGAGAAGGUUAUGGAACAGAACCAAAGCAAAGGAAUAUCUGCAUGGAUGGAGGCAAUAGGAUAUGUGGUGUUGGGAAUUACCAUGUUGUCCCUUCUUGCAGAACCUCUAAUAGCAAGUGUCCAGAACUUCUCCCAAGAAGCAGGGAUUUCUUCUUUUUUCAUCUCAUUUAUUUUAGUACCUCUGGCUACAAAUUUUAGAGAAGCAACCUCAGCAAUCAGAGAAGCUAGCCAUAAGAAGAGUAGCAACACUUCGCAAACAAUAUAUGAGAUAUAUGGAGCAGUGUUCAUGAACAACAUUCUUGGAUUUGUGGUGAUAUCUAUUCUGAUAUAUGUGAGGGACAUAACUUGGGAAUUCUCAGCAGAUGUUCUUGUUGUGGCCAUUGUUUGUGCCGUCAUGGGGAUUGCUGCUAGUUUCCGCCACAGUUUCCCUCUUUGGACAUCAAUCCCCGCAUACCUCUUAUACCUCGUAUCAUUGCUCUUUGUUUUUGUUCUCAAAGAUAUCUUCAACUAUGUUUAGUGAAUGAAUUAUUAGAGUCUAGGGAGUGAGACCAACUAAACUAUCUGAAUAUGGUUUCGUGACCAAAUAUUAAGUGGAAUGAAUU